Penicillium antarcticum is the source of this 1359-nucleotide messenger RNA. RefSeq names its product threonine aspartase 1. Gene Ontology annotation, molecular function: threonine-type endopeptidase activity. The coding region runs from base 1 to 1359 and encodes 452 amino acids. The record is from RefSeq and is a predicted model, not a curated record. Gene Ontology annotation, biological process: protein maturation. NCBI's taxonomy places the organism in Eukaryota, Fungi, Ascomycota, Eurotiomycetes, Eurotiales, Aspergillaceae. The transcript has 5 exons.
AUGGCGGCGCUUUCAAACGACGAUGGCAUUUGCGCCAUCUUUGUCCACGCUGGGGCUGGCUUCCACAGCUUCGAGAACGAGCACAAGCAUCUGAAGGCUUGUGACGCGGCCACCACUACCGCCAUGAAGUUCUUGAAGAGCGGUGGUACUGCUGUUGACGCCGUCGAAAUGGCCUUGAAAGUGCUCGAGGAUGAUCCCAUCACCAAUGCUGGAUAUGGAAGCAACUUGAACCAUGAUGGCGUGGUUGAGUGUGAUGCCUCGAUUGUCGACCAUCGAGGAAAAAGUGGGGCUGCCGGCGCUGUGCCCAACGUGAAGAACCCUAUUUCGCUCGCCCGAAAGAUCUAUGAUCAGUCCAACAGGAGUGUCGGCAUCUCGAGAGUGCCUCCCAACUUCGUCGUUGGAGAAGGCGCCAGAGACUUUGCGUGGGAGAAUGGUCUGGCCGUCGUGCCAAACGAGGAUUUGGUUCACCCUGGCGCGGGUGGGCGUUGGCGACAAUGGAAAGAUGACGUUGACGAGUAUGAGCGUUAUCAUAGCAAGACGACUACUGCCCCUUGGCUUCAUCGGUCUUUGACCCCAAUGCAGGAUCGUCUCAACCGGCUGAAGGAACGCGAGAAAUUAGCUACAGUUGAUCGUGAAGCAGCCGAGGAAGGGAUGUCUGACUUGGGCGAAACCUACUCGGGAGGACAUGCCACUGACACUAAGACUGUCUCGUCCUUGUCGUCUCGCGAUUGUAGCCCCGAGGUGGAGACUGAUACCGAGGCAAAAAGUGAGGCUAAGCUCAGCACCAGUGACCAAGAUGAUCUUGAUAUGAUCACAGACACGGUUGGUGCCAUUGCCAUUGACAAGUGGGGAAACAUUGCCGCGGGAUCUUCUUCUGGUGGCAUUGGCAUGAAGCACCGUGGCCGAGUUGGACCUGCAGCUCUUAUUGGCAUUGGCACUCACAUCAUCCCAAUAGACCCAACUGACCCAGAUCAGACCACGGUUGCGUGCGUUACAUCUGGAACUGGAGAGCUUAUUGCCUCGUCCUUCGUGGCUUUCACUCUCUCACAGCGCGUCUACUUCGGCCAGAAGAAGUGUGCAAACGGCAAAUUUGAGCCGGCUGUGGACCAAGUCGUCAUCUCUGAGAUGUUCAAGAAUGAGUUUACCGGUUACCCUGCCGUGGCGGACAGCUUCAUCUCUGGCUCUCUCGGAGCAUUGAUCGUGAGAAAAGAUGUCUAUGGCGUUGAGCUCUUCUUUGCCCACAACACCGAGUCUUUUGUCAUUGGCACCAUGGCCAGCAACCGAGAAAAGCCCGUGUGCGUGAUGUCCCGCGGCCCCAAAGGAAGCAUCUUGCAGGGAGGUUGUCGCGUCCGCUUCUAA